AUGUCCACCUUCAUUGUACGUCCGGCCGGUGCGGACAAGGAUCCUUUUAGAAUCGGGUUGACCGCCGUAUCUAUGCUUUCGUUGAAGCUGAAGUCUGGAGACAUCUGUGAACUUCGAGGCACCGAUGGCAACAACGCCAAAAGAAAACUCGCGGUAGCUUGGCCGGGGCUGGGUCCUGGAAUGAAAGACUCCAUUGUCCAGACGUCAAGACUGCUGCAAGAAGCCUACGGGUUCAAAUUAGGCGACAAAGUCACCAUUUCACGCUGGUCGCAUCCUCUCCAGAACUCCCUGUCGGUGACACUUCAGAAGGUGGGGGAUCCGCCAGAUCUCGACACUGACUUGAAGUCCUGGUCGAAACAGAUUGCCUCGGCCAUAUCACCUGCGGGAGAAUAUAUGGUUGUGUCGCAGAAGCUACACUAUCCGUUGAAGGCAGACGGGGCCGAAGCCGUCGAGUUUGUUGUGAAGGACGUGGGUGUGCCCGAUUCCCUGUUUGCACGCGUCACAAAAGACACAGCGUUUCGCAUUGUCACCUCGGAGACACUCGACCAACCUGUGGCCAUUGAUUUCCGACUGAAGCACCUCGGCGGGAUACAAGAGCAAAUUGCUGAUGUACAAGACAUCGUACGCGAUCUCUGCUUCCCCAUAGCCAAACAGCAUUUUCAAGCAUACGAACCGGUGCAAGGGCUUCUUCUGUAUGGCGCUAAAGGCACCGGCAAAUCUGCAUUCAUUGCUGCUUUGGCCGAGUGUGAGUGGCCAACGGUCCUAUAUUGGAAACCAGGGACGGAGAUCUACGCUUCGUCGGAGCCGUGUUUGGUUAUUGUGAGGCCAGAACAUCUCAUUAAAAGCCCCAAUAACUCUUCAACCUUGAUCAGCGAAUUGGACUCUUUGUUUCAGCGAAUUCGGGGCAGUCCAACCCUUGUAGUCGCCGAAGCAAGGCAUCCCAAUGAUAUUGAUGAAAGGCUACGGACAGAGGGCCGGUUCGCCGCCGAGAUCGAGUUGCCGAUUCCCUCGGCGCUUCAAAGGAAAGAGAUUCUGUUUGCUCUCAGAGGCAAGGACAGGGUCCCCACGGACGACCUUCUACAGGAAAUUUCUGAGAGGACUCAUGGAUAUGUGGGUGUCGACCUGAAAGCUCUUCUUCGGGUGACAAUUCGUCUGGCAUCUAAAAACUCGCCACCUUGCGGGGCCGAAGAUAAUGAAAAUCCUCAAUUGGUGGUACAAUCCGCAGACUUUGAGAGCGCCCUGCAACAGGUUCGACCGUCUGCCUUGCAGGAGAUCUUCCUCGAGACGCCAAAUGUCCGAUGGUCAGAUAUCGGAGGGCAGCACGAAGUCAAACGUCAACUCCACAACGCUGUGGAGCGGCCGCUGAAAUUUGCGGAUCGCAUGAAGAAGCUGCGCCUGCAGCCCAAGAAAGGAGUCCUCCUCUACGGUCCUCCGGGGUGCUCCAAAACACUGCUGGUCCGAGCUCUCGCCACGGAAGCUGGUCUCAAUUUUCUGGCGGUCAAAGGCGCCGAGCUGAUUUCCAUGUAUGUCGGCGAGAGCGAAAGAGCCACACGUGAGGUAUUCCGGAAAGCCCGGGCGGCCAGCCCGAGCAUCAUCUUCUUUGACGAAAUCGACGCCAUCGCGUCUCGCGGGAAGAGUGGCAGCGAUCUCAAUGUAUUGACCACGCUCCUCAACGAGAUGGACGGCUUUGAAGAGCUCCGGAACGUGUUCGUGGUGGCGGCGACCAACAAACCGCAAAAUAUCGAUCCCGCGCUGAUGCGUCCGGGCAGAUUCGACAACGUGGUGUACAUCGGCCCGCCGGAUGUCGAAGCAAGAAAGGAGAUUUUCCACAAGCGCCUCGACGGGGUGUAUGAGAGCCCACGCAGCCUCGACGACGACGUGCGAGAAUUUGCCAGUUUGACGGAAGGAUUUUCAGGGGCCGAAAUCGUCGCCAUUUGCCAGACUGCUGGGGAGAAUGCCUUUGACGCGGACCGCGAGGUCAUCGUGUCGGAUGACAUCAGGAGAGCGAUCGAGACCACGCCGAAGAGCAUCACGCGGGAGAUGUUGCUCGAAUUCGAGACGUGGAAUGCCGCGCGGAUGCGGUAG
Molecule: messenger RNA, 2085 nt
Organism: Fonsecaea erecta
Lineage: Eukaryota; Fungi; Ascomycota; Eurotiomycetes; Chaetothyriales; Herpotrichiellaceae
Exons: 1
Coding region: 1-2085 (694 amino acids)
Cellular component (GO): cytoplasm
Molecular function (GO): ATP hydrolysis activity; ATP binding
Source: RefSeq, a predicted model, not a curated record